This is a messenger RNA of Hyalella azteca, 1687 nucleotides long. RefSeq names its product gastric triacylglycerol lipase. The record is from RefSeq and is a predicted model, not a curated record. NCBI's taxonomy places the organism in Eukaryota, Metazoa, Arthropoda, Malacostraca, Amphipoda, Hyalellidae.
CGUAGCAGAGAAAGUUACCCGGGGGCCAAUGUACCGUGGCUCCGAUCUGCUCAACUCGGUGCUGUACGCGCUGUGUCAUGGCGGUAGUCCCUUCAGAGGGCUAUGUGUCUUCAUAUCUAAUGUUAUGUUGGGAGGCAGGAAUGAUGGAUAUUAUGGCCAGAAUGGAUUCCCGUUCGUGUACUCAAGCCUUUUUUCGGGAAUGUCUGUCCGGGCCGUGGCGCAUCUCGCACAGCAAACCUUUGCUCGACGUGCAGAUCUUGAUGCGGGAGCUCCCAAACUUUGUUAAAAGGAUUAUGGCUCCACAAGAGGACUAUGGCCACAUGGAUUUAGUUUUUGCUAAAAAUGCUAAAGAAGUAAUUUACAAUGAAAUUAUUAAUAUCAUGAAAAAUUACUAACAUCACUGAACUUUCCUGCUGAUGGUGUACUCUUCUAGUCUCUAUAGUUAUUUUAUUGCAAAUGCUCAAUUAAAAAAAAUAUAUUUUUCUUUGAUCACAAAGCAAGAAGACCAAAUUAGCUUGUUUCUUUAGUUGUUUGUCAUAAUUUUUCUGGUUGUAAAUUUAUUGCAUAUGGGCUUGUUUGUAAUUACAUUGUUCAUUUUGAAUAUUUCAAUGCCUUUUUUGAGGCUUCCUUUACUAUACUUGGGAAGAUCUUAGUCACAUAAUUUCUGCUGCAGAUUGGGCCUUUGAUUAAAUCCAUGUAAACAAAUCUAUGCAAUGAUUCAAAUAUUCAGCACAUCUUGCCAAUUAUUUUCAGAUUUGCAAAUAAAGUUUGUCAGUGGAAAGUAGGUGUGAGGUUGAUGCCACUGUGAUGUCAUUUGUUUUGUUGAACUGUAUUUUAUCAAUCAAGUAUAUAGGUACAAUAUGUAGCAAGAAUAGGUAAUGAAUUUUAGUCAAGAAUGCAACAAAAUUGAAAGAAUUCUGAUGAGCUAGCUAGCUUGGAUUCAUGUCUCUAAUUGGUCAGGUUUUCUGUUUAAAUGUAUCCUAUGAUUUUAAACACAAAAAUCCUAUGACAUUUUAAACAUACCUGCUAUGUUUAAAAUGUUAUUUAUGAAGCAUUAUGUGCUUGAGGUUGUACAAUAAUUACAAGAAAGAGGUGCAUAUAACUUGUUCAUAGUACAAGAGUGCAGAAUGCAAUACUUUUAGGGUCAUCUCUGUUCACUUCAGAUUAGAUCAAUUGGCUACAUUAGCAAUUGGUCCUAGGACGUAGUGAUAGUACAUAGUGAUAGUAGCCUUGAAGAAGGGAACUAGUGAUAGUAGCCUUGAUGACCUGUUGUUUUGUGCAUUCUGAAGUCUGAUUUAUUUUCUACAAGUCAACUCCUGUUCCUCACCUAUGUCUUCAAUGUGCUCAUCUCUAUGGCCCGCUAAUCUUCUUCGUGUCACUGCAUCCUGUAGACUUAUUGGUAUGUUUGCUUCUAUAAAUUUGUUUAACUCAUCCUUAGUAAGUUAGUUGGUACCUUUAGUCCUUACUCUUAUGUGUUUACUAUAUGUGUGUCCCAGGCCACCCUCGAGCACAGCUUUUGUAUUAUGCCAUCCUCAGCCCCGCAGCCAUUCAGAAAAUUCCAUUAUCAUCUCUGUUGCUUAACCCUUCCUAUUUCGGCAGCCAAGGAUUGUGAGCAACUUUUAUUUGCUUUGAAUUAGGAAUUUAUUCUAAAGGUACUCGUUGCAGAAAAAUAAAAGUGACUUUCUUA